AUGUGCCAGCUUCAUGCAGGAAGGGAACGGCUGGCUGACGAAGCACUGAAACGCCGCGUGGCACGGCCGAGUUUGGGACCCCGGGCCGGGCCCGGGCAGAGCCGAGCCCCGCUGCAGCCUCGGGCCGCGGGCAAGGAACCGGCUCGUGGGGAGCGAGCCCCGGGCAGCUCCUCCCCGGCGCUGGGCCGGGCUGGGCGAGCGGCUCCUCCCCCGGCCCCGCCCGCCUCCUUCCGGCCCCGGCCCGGUCCCGGCUGCGGCCCAGCCCGGCGGAGGACGCGCCUGGCGGCAGGAGGCUCCGAGCAGCGCCGAGCCCCGGGCCGCGCAGGGGGCAUGGCCGCUGGGAGCGCUGCGCAGGCCCUGGUGUCGUUCGAGGACGUGGCGGUCUAUUUCUCCCUGGAGGAGUGGGUGGCAUUAGCCGAAUGGCAGCGGGAGCUGUACCGGGAGGUGAUGAUGGAGAAUUACGAGCUCAUCGCCUCGCUGGGUUCUGCAGGCCCCAAACCGGAAAUGAUCUGUAAAAUGGAGCGAGGGGAAGAGCCACAUGCCGCAGCUCCCCAGGGAGAGAGGGACAGAGGAAUCCUGGAUGCCCCCAGCACAGCUGGCUGGGGCAGGCGUGUCAAGGAGGAGCUGUCUGCGGAGGGCUACAACGAGCAGUGGGUGCCACACACGUCGCUGGCCGGGGGAGCCGAGGGGUUUGUGCUGGAAUAUCCUGCCCUGUGGUGUGAGGUGAAGCAGAGGGACCUGGCGGGAGACGCCCCCCAGCAAUCGCCGGAGUGGGAGAGGAGGGACGGCGCGUUCCUGGGCGGCAUGCUGGCCAUGAUCCACCCGGUGAGCGAGGGCCCGCUCAUCUGCUGCGAAUGUGGGAGGAGCUUUGAUGACGAGGCCUCGCUGAGCGUCCACCAGCGCCUGCACCCGGGCGCCGGGCCCCACGAGUGCCGGGCCUGCGGGAAGAGCUUCCGCCACCGCCGCAACCUCUUGACCCACAAGAAGCGGCGGGGAAAGAGCCAGCACACCUGCACCGAGUGUGGGAAAAGCUUCUGCCUGAAGGGCGACCUGCUGCGGCACCGGGCGGGGCACGCGGGCGAGGGCGGCCACACCUGCAGCCUGUGCGGGGAGAGCUUCCGCCACAAGAGGAACCUGCUGGCCCACAGCAAGGAGCACGUCGGGGACACGCCCCACCGGUGCUCGGAGUGCGGGCAGAGCUUCGGCAACCUGGCCAGCCUGGCCCAGCACGAGGCGGCGCACCGCGAGGAGAGGCCCUUCGUCUGCGCCCGCUGCGACCGCAGCUUCAGCUGGAAGGAGAGCCUGAUGAUCCACCAGCGCAGCCACCCGCAGGAGCGCUCGCACAAGUGUGCCGACUGCGGCCGCAGCUUCAGCCGCAGCGGCAACCUGCUCAUGCACCAGCGAGUGCACACCGGGGAGCGGCCCUACGCCUGCCCUGAGUGCGACCGCACCUUCUGCAACAAGGCCAACCUCAUGGCCCACCGCAAGCUGCACCGGCGCUUCAAACCCUACGCCUGCGCCCAGUGCGGGAGGAGCUUCAGCUUCAAGACCAAGCUGCUGCUCCACCAGCGGGCCCACGGGGGCGAGCAGUAGCCCCCGGCCGCUCUGUCUCCUGGCCGGCUGCGCGGGCUCUGCCGCUGCUAAGGGCCGGUGGCAGAGUGCUGGGGCGAGGCUUAGGCAUUGUGUCGGCCUGGGGGGUCCCCUGGGCCAUAGAGCAAGACCCCAGCCUUUGAGGGGAAAGCUGCUGUCUUGCAGAGACCUGGUGGGUCACUCUGGGGGGUUCUGCCAUUGCUAAGGAUGGGGGUGAAAUUCACCCCAGGGCGCAUGCGGGACUCAAGUGAUGCCAAGGCCUUGCCAGCCAGCCCUCUCCCGGGGUGAA
This is a messenger RNA of Gopherus flavomarginatus (Mexican gopher tortoise), 1879 nucleotides long. RefSeq names its product zinc finger protein 154-like. Gene Ontology annotation, biological process: negative regulation of transcription by RNA polymerase II. Lineage: Eukaryota; Metazoa; Chordata; Testudines; Testudinidae. The transcript is spliced from 5 exons. The record is from RefSeq and is a predicted model, not a curated record. Gene Ontology annotation, molecular function: DNA-binding transcription repressor activity, RNA polymerase II-specific. The coding region runs from base 1 to 1593 and encodes 530 amino acids.